Molecule: messenger RNA, 372 nt
Organism: Vicia faba (fava bean)
Lineage: Eukaryota; Viridiplantae; Streptophyta; Magnoliopsida; Fabales; Fabaceae
Source: the annotation of a GenBank genome assembly
AUGCACACCCCUAACUCUUACUGUAUAUGCCUAAAAAAACCAAUCAAAUCCAACCUCAACAACAAGAUGAAGAAGACUUAUGUUUUAAAUGCAAAGAUUGUGGACAACUUGAUAUCUGUUGUCACAAGUGUUGUACACGAUGAAAUGCCUAAUGGGAUACUAUUGGAAGUUUCCUUCAUGCCUAAAGCGAUUUCCAUUUCCGAGCUUUCUGAUGAAGACUUCACCGAGCAAGAAUGUGAGGAUUCGCGACAAAAAGUGAACACUGGCUUGCUCCCCAAGUUAACCAUUUGGAUUGCAUCACGCCUUGCGAAUUUGGAGAUUCAAAUCGAGCGAGCAAAUCUGAGAGGACGAAAUAAACAAUAUCCUUCUUAA